UCACUCUCAUUACGUCUAUCUUCGGUUGAAAGUUGUUUUUUUUCCUUUUCAUAUAUUAUCUAAACUAAUUUUCAAAUUUAUCUUUAAUCUUAGGAAAACUUUGGUUUCAUCUAUACAUCGUAUGUUAGAGGACAAAAUUCAAUUGCUUUUGAUGUGAGAUGAAAUAAUGAAUGAAAUUGAACAUGCAUGACUUUGAAUGUCCUUUUAUAGCACUCAAAAUUCUACUAGGUCGAAACUUCCACGACUCCACCACCUAUAUCUUAGUGUUGAUGAAGCUUAAGGCAGCAAGUCAAAAGUAAGCCUCAAUUUCUUAAAUAAACAAAGCCUUCCACGCUUUUCCAAUUCAUAUUUCACCCAAUUACGUAUUUAUAUAUAUAUGCUUUCUUCUUCGCAUGUAAUUCCAAUUCAUUGCAUUGCUUGAAUUUGGCCUCCCAUUUUUUAUAGUUAACUUUCUAAUCUAUGAUGAUGAUGGAGAUUAGCCAUUUUCAAGGAAUGGUAGCUACUGCUGCCGUGUUCAUCCUCGUACAGAUUCUUGUUUAUCUAAUUCUCUCUAAAUCUUCCCAAGUCUUCUCUAAGAAGAUGAACAGGUCUCUUAGUUUUCGACAGGUCCAAUCUCUGAGCCGGAUUAUUAAACCUCUCUCCGACUUCCCCUCCAGCAGCGACAGCAGUGAAACGACAUUCGAUGAAGGCAGUUCUUAAAGGAAGCUGCCCAUGGAUUUCUUCUUCUGUUAUCUCUCAUUUGUUUUCUUCUUUUUUUUUUUUUUUUUUUUUAAAUUAUUUUGUGAAUAAUUAUGCAUAUUCAUUCUAUUGGUAAAGUGGGUUAAAUAUUUGGGGUUUCCUUACCAUGUUUGAUAAUUUCGAUCAUCCAUGAAUGAAACCAAAUUGAGUUUUUCUCUUUCUUCUUUACUGCCCUUUAAAAGAGGGCGUGGCAUAACUGAAACUGAAAAAUGAGUUGGAUUAUGGAUAUGUUUGAUAUGUUUGAAACAUCAUUCUAAGUGCUCGAAAACCGUUUUUAA
Messenger RNA from Benincasa hispida (wax gourd), 1016 nucleotides. RefSeq lists its product as uncharacterized. Lineage: Eukaryota; Viridiplantae; Streptophyta; Magnoliopsida; Cucurbitales; Cucurbitaceae. The record is from RefSeq and is a predicted model, not a curated record.